UAGUGGUCAGGUCGCACCAGUGAAACAUGAUUUUAUCUGCAAACAUGCACCAUGACUCCAAAUUGUGGCUUGUUCAGGCUGUGCAUUGCCACAUCCAUAAACUAGUCAGGGCUAAGCUCAUAUAUAUAUUCCACCGUGGCUCAAGUCUGCUUCGAUAAGACCUCCAUCCACUCAUCUCGGUCCAUUUACUACUUUUUUGCGCAAUGGUAUCGAGUCGGCUCCGAUCUCUCAAUGACCCUGACGUUGUGUGUCACUCAUGUUUACAUUAUGUGUCUCUUGCAUCAGUACUUACCUUUGUGGUUGCUAUCUGGUGCAUCUACGUGGGUUGGCCAUGGUAUCGCAACUGGACACGGGCAAAGGAACUGCAUGUGCCUCUUAUCCUAAGUCCUAUCUCUACCAGCGGUGUCGCAUUGGGAUUACUGAGAUAUAUACUGGAUCUCGAUAUCUUACCAACUUAUAUAACUCGAUUUCCGUUUAUUAGACUGAUCCGCAGAAAUUCGAGAUUCCAGGAAAAGUUCGCGGUCCAUGCCGAAUAUGGAAAGCUAUUCGUCUUGGUCACGCCGACGGCAUGUGAGCUCUACGUAGCAGAUGUGGAUGCCGCAAAGCAAGUGCUUGCACGGUGGAGAGACUUUCCAAAACCGAGAAGCCUUCUAGAAAAAAUGAAUGUCUUCGGUAAAAACCUAGCUACGGUAGAAGGGGCUGAUUGGCAACGUCACCGAAAAUUGACCGCGCGUGCAUUCCAUGAGAAACUGCACGAGGUAGUUUGGGUCGAAUCGGUGAGAAACGCUUCAAAAGUCCUAAAGCAAUGGACGAACACCAAGUCCGUCUACAGUACGCGGUCCGAUAUGAUGACGCUGAGCCUGGGUGUGCUUUUUAAGGCGUGUCUUAAUAUUGAUGGGGUCGAUAAAGAUGAUACUAGGAUGCUAGCGGGUGACGUUGCCGCCUGUCAAUGGCAUCUGCAUGUGGUCCUAACCGGGAUAUCAAACCCAAUGGCUCUAGGCCACGGAGUUAGGGGAAUAAAGAAACUCAAGGCGAGCUAUAAAGCCUUGGGCGAGUUAUUGACCGAGUUUGUGGACGCCCGAACGGCACGAUCAAGACAGGCGACGCACACAGAUCUCUUGUCGUCAAUCCUCGCUCCAACAGAUCAUCGUGGUCUAUCCAGCGAUGAAGUCACGGGCAAUCUGUUUCUCUUCAUGUUUGCCGGCCACGAGACCACUGCGAAUGCUUUGAUCUAUAUCAUUCAUCUCAUGGCGAUAUUCCCAGCCUGGCAGGACUGGGCGCUAGAAGAGAUUGACCGAUUGUUGUACGAUCGAGCUAAUGAAGAAGUUCCGUCCUAUAGGCAGAUUCUGCCACAAAUACAACGACUGCGAGCAAUUCUGUAUGAGACUCUUCGGCUCUACGGCCCCGUGCCGACAAUAGUGCGACAGACAGAUUCCAAGGCACAGGCCCUAGUGUUGUCCGAACAAGAGAUCAUAAUCCCCAAGGAUACACCUGUAAAUGUCAAUACCAUAGCCUUACAUACAGAUCCCAAGCAGUGGGGUCCAGACCCUCUGACUUGGAGACCCGAUCGGUGGAUAUCGCAGGAGUCCGACUCAUCUUUGCAAAUCGUUUCAAAUGAACUUCUCAGGUACCUCUUCGCCUGGGGAGACGGGCCGCGGUUGUGUCCAGGACAGAAGUUCUCGCAGACCGAGGUCUUCGCGGUCCUUCUCUGCCUUUUUAAAAGCCACCGUGUGGAGCUAGUGCCUUCUCCUGACCAAACUAUGGAUCAGGCAAGAUCUCAUGCACUUUCCUUGAUCCAGAACAGUAUGGUGGGCCUUACGUUGCAGAUGCCAUAUGCCGAGUCAGUAGGCCUUCGAUGGGUGGGGCGAUAACUCUAAGCAUAAUUAAUUGAAUUGUUAAUUUUAUCUGUAUCUUAUUCUAUACGUUCGCAUUUCGAACCUCAACCCGUUGGAGAAUUUACCCAGAGUCUGGGACUUGUGGUUUAAAUAAAAUGUGCAUGAUUACUAGUGAAAAAUCUCUCGAAGACUAAAUGUGC
Aspergillus pseudotamarii is the source of this 2035-nucleotide messenger RNA. Its product is annotated as cytochrome P450. NCBI's taxonomy places the organism in Eukaryota, Fungi, Ascomycota, Eurotiomycetes, Eurotiales, Aspergillaceae. The coding region runs from base 204 to 1871 and encodes 555 amino acids. The transcript is spliced from 4 exons. Gene Ontology annotation, molecular function: monooxygenase activity; oxidoreductase activity, acting on paired donors, with incorporation or reduction of molecular oxygen; heme binding. The record is from RefSeq and is a predicted model, not a curated record.